ACGUCCCAGUCACCAAACCUCAGAGCCACCUGGCUGUUGCAGUCCAGUCCUCAUCAUGCCCGUCAAGUUUGCCAUCAGCUCUGGCGCUCUGUCACUAGCGCUUUUGCUCUUUGGUCAUGGCAACCCGUGCCUCGCCGAGACAACACCCGACACUUCCUAUAUUUACUUUGACAACACUCAAUAUCUUGCCGCAUCCUCCAAUGUUGUGCCGAUGUCAUGGUCCACAUUGGAAGCCGCCUUUGCAAGCCCUAACCGCUCGGACAUUGCCAGUUUCACCGGCCUGGACUGGACAAAGCCGUACCCCGGAAGUCCUCUACCAGGCUUCACUGCCCAUUUGCGGAUAGCGGACGAGGUGCGCUUUCCGCCCGCUGUGACGGACGAGAAUGUCUCAACCAACGUGGCAGCUCUCAAUUUCGGCAUUCCAUCUUCCAUCAGGAAGGAAAAUGGCCUCCCUCGGAGCAUGCAUUCCUCGUGGUAUGUCUGUCAACACUAUUACAUCAGCACGCUACCUGACCCCACAUCGGAUAUUGCGCACGACUGUUCCUUUCUGCCCAGUCAAUGUCAGAAAGACCUGAUAGCCAGCUUGACUCAGAACUGGGGAGCAUUUAAGAGCAAUCCCGACAGCAAUACCAUGUGCAGCGGAUGGGCCCUUGACACCAUCACGGAAAGCUGCCAAAGCACGCUGGGAAGGGUUAAAGCAGAUAUACUGGGUUUCGAGGCGUCUGACCUCGGCGAUGAGGAUGCAGCCAGAAGUUUCGCAGUGGAUGAAGUUGGACGUUUAUCGUGGAUGGUUGGCACCAACUUCAACGACCCGGGCAAUCAGACAUCUUAUGCUGCUGCAUACAACAGGACCUACAUUGUUGCUACUGUGUUUGGGUACAACUCUGGAUAUACUGGUUCAGUCAAGCCGGUGGUAGAGCUUGCCUGUCUUCGAGGCCAAUGGGGGACGACCCAGGCCACUUCUUCUUCUUCUUCUUCCUCGACACCGCCGGACUCAUCUUCAGUCAUUUCAACGACCUCGUCUGCCUCCGCCAUCUCUGGGUCUAGUACAGCUGUAUCUUCAGCGACUCGGGCAUCAUCGUCGUCACUGAUCACUGACUUCCAGCAAAAUUACUACUUCCACUGCAUUGCCCUCCUCCAUUAUGCACUGCACAGCCACGGCCUCGACUCUGCUUGUAUCUGCACCCAUGUGCAGUCCGCGGCGGCGGCAGUCGCGGCACCAACCCAAUUGCUUUGCGAGACCUCUGAGGACAAACGCUAUGCCAGGGCACGCAAUGCCCGGCUUAUCAUGAGCAAUGAGGUCCCGGAUAUGCCGACGGAUGAUGUUAAACCCUACUGUUUCUGGCACCCCGACACGGCCAAAGAAGAGACAUACCGACUUUUGGCAACGCGCUAUCCCGACAUGGCGUAUUCUGUCGGUCGAGCAUGCGCUGUGGCAGGAUAUGAUGGAUUGUAUCAUGAGCUUGACAUCCUUCCCGAGAUCUCAAUCGCUGAAGAGGCUAGAGAAAGCUCGGCGGCAAACGCGGGAUCCAAGGCCAUCUACGAGCACAUCAUGAAACAACCAAUUUGCUACGCCGUUUUGAACGACUACACCAGGUUUGUCCACCACCAGAACCCGCGGUCACCGGCCUUUAUGAACGGAGAUACCGCCGUCCGAUCAACACUAGAUGUGACAGUCACCCCGAGGGAUGUUCCAGACUGGUGUGAUACCCGCCACUUUUUCGACAUCGCCGAGGAUUACCACGUUGCCGAGGUUACGACACACAAAUAUUUCUUCACAUCACAGGGAACACUGCCUCCAGAGCACGUCGAACUGCUCUAUUCCCCUCUCCCCUCGCAUCUGCCCACCAUCAUCAAAGAUCCGUUGAUUGUCAUGGCCGCUUAUGAAGGGAAUCUGGACCGCUAUGUUCGCUUGCGUCGGCCCUGUAUGGUCGAGCAAGAGCAUGGGGCCGUCCUUCGUGGCAUAUACCAUAACACUACAUUUGCCAAGUGGUGGUCACUCCAAGGGGAUAAGUGCGAUUUCGAUAUCCGAGCGGCCACUCUCGCACGCUUCAUUAUGGUCAAUGACUUGUCGCACAUCACCGAAACAGAUCCACAUCCAGAAGAUGACUCUGACGAGAUUCCCGGAAUGAUAUGGUGGCCCCUUAUUCCUGCCGAGAGAACACUGAAAGCCCUCGCCAAACGCCGUCCGGAUAUGCACCUUCAGGUAGCCAUGGCCUGCAUUGCCGGCAACUACAAGAAGUUGUGGGACGAGUUGGCACCAGAGCCGUGUUAUCAGCUGUAUAACCAAGCUUCGUUAAAACGCGAUCCUAGCGUUCGCAACCACUUUGUCGACUAUCUCGAGCGUCGAGCUUCCGAGCUUGGAUCGGACGUCAAAAGAUUUCGUGCGGUGUGCGAAAAUCUUGCUCACGACUGGUGCUUGAAUGCGACAAGACUCGACAAGGAGCCCACUAGCUGCUGGUUGCCCAGCGAAAUUAGCAUACCGGGUCCAAGCGGCUUUCCUGACACGGACAAUGUCUACGGAAGUCCCGACCAGACCAAUUUGGCCGGUGAGGACUCCAAUUGGGAACUCUAUAUCUGUUCGUCCGAGGAAGUGCGGGCCAAAAUACCGGCGUCGCGGUCUGAAAUUAGGUUGUAUGACAGUGAUGAUGAAUAGGGAUCGUCAAACAGGCCGGGUUCACUCGUCAGACAUUUCUGGGGCUAAAGUUGACUUUGCAGUGAGCGGAAAGAGAGUGAAUUUGUGCAAGGGGCAGAUGAUGAGGAUGUGGCUAUGGCAGAGUUGUGAGCACAAGUUCUUGGUGGUGGUGCGUGUGUUUGGGAGAAUUUUACAUGCUAGGGGUACAUACAUGUACCUAGAAGUAGUAAUAUGAACGUAAAGACACUAAGAAGACCGAUUAACCACCG
Molecule: messenger RNA, 2904 nt
Organism: Neurospora tetrasperma FGSC 2508
Lineage: Eukaryota; Fungi; Ascomycota; Sordariomycetes; Sordariales; Sordariaceae
Exons: 4
Coding region: 56-2656 (866 amino acids)
Source: RefSeq, a predicted model, not a curated record